Molecule: messenger RNA, 2541 nt
Organism: Sinocyclocheilus anshuiensis
Lineage: Eukaryota; Metazoa; Chordata; Actinopteri; Cypriniformes; Cyprinidae
Product: neural cell adhesion molecule 2-like
Exons: 17
Coding region: 1-2541 (846 amino acids)
Cellular component (GO): neuron projection
Molecular function (GO): protein binding
Source: RefSeq, a predicted model, not a curated record
AUGGAGAAGCUGACGUUCCGCGAGGUGAAGACGCCGCAGGAGUUUCGUCAGGGUGAGGAUGCUGAGGUAAUCUGUGAUGUCAUCAGUUCACCCGUGCCAGCCGUGUCCUGGUUCUACAAGAACAAAGAAAUCACGUCUGAACCCAACAGCAUAUUUCAGGUCCUUCCCACCAACAACCUGCAGAUCCUGAGAGUGAGUAAAGCUGAUGAGGGUGUGUAUCGCUGUGAGGCGCGUGUUGAGGCCAGAGGAGAAAUCGAUUUCAGGGAUAUUGUGGUGCUGGUGAACGUUCCUCCAGUUCUGUCAGUGCCUCAGCAGUCCUUCAAUGCCACCGCCGACUAUCAGGAGUCAGUGACAUUCACCUGCAUCACGUCCGGCUCCCCUGACCCUCAGGUGACCUGGUACUGCUCUUUUCGCUACAAGUUACACCGUGCUUGUGAGCUGGCUACACAAAAUGUGUUUGCUGCUCAGUCCAAGAUGAAAGGCUGGUUUGAUAAAAAGGCCAUGGUCAGACAGUUUAAGCCUGAGGAUAAAGUUCUGGUGUUUUUGCCUAUCCCUGGUUCCAGCUUUCAGGCACGUUAUAGUGGCCCCUAUGUCAUAAAAAAGAGAGUCAGUGACAGGGAUUAUAUUGUAGCUACUCCUGACCGUGCACGUCAUAGCAGACUUUGCCACAUCAAUAUGAUUAAACCUUAUUAUGAUCGUGAGCAGUUGAACAAACCUAGCUCUGGUGAUGUAAACACAGUUCUGGCCUUGACCAAUGCUGAGUGUUCUCCAGCUUUAUGUUUGCCUCUGUCUAACGCUUUGCAAGUACGUGAUCCUUCUGUGUCACCAUUCGGUGCUGAAACUGUCCUUGAGGCCUAUGUGCCGUCCCAAACACACGUAUUGCAGCAUGACAUCGACGUUGGUGACAACACGCCGAUUAAACAGCACCCGUACCGUGUCAACCCAGAAAAAUGUUCUUUGUGUUGUUCUUCCCAAAUUGACACAACAGAGACUGGAAGCUCAACAUCCUCUUUCAGGCUGGAGUACAAGCUGCAACAAGUCCAGCCUCACAUCACUCAGCUGAGGAAUGUGACAGCGGUGGAGGGAAAUGCUGCUAUGAUAUCCUGUACAGCUGAGGGAGAACCACUGCCCGAGAUCUCAUGGAGGAGAGCCAGUGAUGGACAGACAUUCACAGAUGGAGAUAAGAGUCAGGACGGCCGUGUGGAAGUGCGAGGACGCCAAGGAAAAUCCAUGCUGACUAUCAGCGGGGUUCGACUGUCAGACUGGGGCCGAUUCGACUGUGAAGCUCUCAGCAGGAUCGGAGGCCAUCAGAAGAGCAUGUUCCUGGAUAUCGAGUAUGCGCCAAAGUUCCAGACCAAUCAAACCAUCUUCUACUCAUGGGAGGGAAACCCAGUGAACAUCAGCUGCGACAUGAAGUCCAACCCUCCAGCGACUAUGCUGUGGAGACGAGACCGGUUUACGAUCUCUAGUCAAGGGACCAGCAACAUCCGCAUUCACACCACAGAGGGCCGAUCGCUUCUAGAGGUCACUCCAGUGUCGGACAGGGAUUUCGGACGUUACAACUGCACAGCCAGAAACAACAUCGGCACUCGAUAUCAAGAGUUUAUAUUAGCACAGGCAGAUAUCCCAUCGCACCCGUACUCUGUUCGGCUGACUGCUGUCUCCCAACGUCUCGCCACCGUCACCUUCAUAAAGCCCGACUCUCACGGCGGCGUCCCCAUCAGCUAUUACAUCAUCAACUAUAAAGACACAAGCUCACAGGACUGGAGGACAGUGAGAUCACAUGGAGUUCAGAGUACAGUAGUUCUUGCUAACCUGGAGCCCAACACAACGUAUGAAGUGCGCGUGGCGGCCGUCAAUGGAAAGGGUCAGGGUGAUUUCAGCCACACAGAAACCUUCCAGACAUUACCCAUCCGUGAGCCGAGUCCUCCGACAGUUCAUGGACAGAGAGGCAUCGGUAAGGCCUACAGACUCGGACUGAUCAAACAGGACGAUGGCGGGAUGCCCAUCGUGGAGUACAUCUUGAAGUAUAAAACGGAUAAAGAGGAGCAGUGGAUGACCAAGCUGGUUCCUGGCAUGAAUGACUUUGCGCUGCUACAGCCGCUGCAGUGGAACACGCGCUACAAUGUGGAGAUCACGGCGCGCAAUGUCAAGGGCCUGUCAGAGCCCACCUUCUUCCAGUUCCUUAUGCCGCAGAAACCUGACAUCACAGCAGAUUCCCUGUUCAGCGGCCUGGGCCUCGGCACGGUGGUGGGUCUCGGGGUGGCAGUUCUUCUUCUGCUACUGGUGCUGGUGGACGUCAGCUGCUUCUUCUUGCGUCAGUGCGGCCUCCUCAUGUGUAUCACCCGCAAGCUCUGCAGCAAGAACACCACCAGCGGCAAGAGCAAAGAGCUGGAGGAGGGCAAAGCAGCAUACCUGGUUGAUGGCUCAAAGGAGCCCAUCGUGGAGAUGAGAACUGAAGAAGAGAGAAUUACUAACCAGGAGGAUGGCAGUCCAGUGCACGAACCCAAUGAGACGACCCCUCUGACAGAGCCAGAGUAA